Molecule: messenger RNA, 266 nt
Organism: Paramecium sonneborni
Lineage: Eukaryota; Ciliophora; Oligohymenophorea; Peniculida; Parameciidae
Source: the annotation of a GenBank genome assembly
AUGUAUCUACUAGAUAAAUUAAAUUAGUUGAUAAUAGAAUUUCUUAGGUAUCUGUAGUUAAAAUUUACAUUAGUUUUGAUUUUGGGUAGAAGAGGGAAUUACAGAUUUAGUUAAUAAAUUAUUCCUCUAGAAAAAUGAGAAUGAAUAAAGAAGAAAUAAUGUAUCAUUAUGACAUAUUAUUGAAAAGUAUUUAAAAUGAAAAGGGAGAAAAAAAGAGAAAUGAUUUAUGCAAAAAUAAAUUGAGGAAAUUAGAUUUGAGAUAAUGA